AUGGCCUCAGUCAGCGCAACGAAGCCCCUUAAACCGCGCAAGGACUGCAGCGCAAUCCACAAAAACAACAGACAAAACAUAAGAAAACCAAAUCUAAACCGCCCAAAGAAGCGGAACAUAGUACGAUGGAAUCAGACUCUAAACAACAGACUCCUCCUCUGUAUCCAGAGCGCCUGCAACACCAAGAGCAUCAAACUGCCAUGGGAAACAAUUGCAGAGCUGAUGGGAGGUAGUAUCUCAGAUGGAGCAAUUACACAGCAUCUCACCAAGCUUCGUGCGAGGCUGGAAAAGGAAGGGGAACAGGUGCCGCCACCUUUGAAACGUGGGGGAGCAACCGUUGUUGGGAGCGCGAAUAGUAACGAUGGACCAAAAGGUUCUACGGCGACUAAGUCAGGUUGUGCCAAUAUGAGAAUUGACGAAUGGAGUGAUGGUGAUUGCGAUGUUGAUUCGGAUGAUUCAGAUGAUUCGGACGAUGGUGACGCGGUGGUUGCUGCGUGCUUGAGAAACACGUACAAUCGCAGCAACGACAGCAACAGUAACAUCGAGAAGGAAGACGACGCGGACGCAGGUGGUGAAAUUGGCAAAGACAACAACAGCGAAAGCAGUAGCGAAUACGUUGCUGCAGGAGCCAGUUUCCUCCAAUUCCCAAACGACGGUGCUGCGUCGUUGGUGCCGAGUUACAAAUGCAAUAAUCACGACCACGCCUAUAAAAACCAGGUCCAGCCAAAAGGCAAUGCUGGAUCAAAAGCCAAGUAUAAAGUUAGAGUUCAAAACCACACAGAAACUACUUCAUUGAGUGGGCGUUCGCCGCAGCAGAAAGUUGUUAAGCUUCGUAUACCGAAGGGCAGCACGGACAAUUGUGGCAGUAAUGGUGCUGUGGUGGGUGAUGGUAACGGUCAACAUGGCAAUGGCAAGGUCGAUGCUCUUGGACGCCGGUUUCCGGGUCAAAAUACUAGUCCCGCAUCAAGGGAGACAAUGUUGAGUAGCCCUGCAGGUACCGUUGAUACGGACGUGAGGAAUAUCCAAACCAUGAUACAGGACUCCGGGGCAGUUGGGCAUCCGCACCAACAGCACUACCACCAUCACCAGUCCCCGUAUGGCUGGCCCGGAUCCAACAGUAGGUCCCCGCAUGUAUCCCCGGCGGAAAUGUUCCGGGGGCGCGGUCACCAUAUCGAUUCUGCCAACCACAGGCACAACAGCCACAUGGCCAGUACCGGGUUCCAGCAGGAAGGCAAUUCUUUGAGCAUGAGGCAGGACGCCAUUAUAGGAAUGGGGCACAGCGCCACUCCAAGAUACCAUGACAAUAUACGUAUGUACCCGAAUAGCGGCAUGCUGCCGGCCCACUCACUGCCCCCACGCAAUCGGCUCAUUCCCAUCUCGACUCCCACACAAGGAGACUAUUCAGCCGAAGAAAUGUGGCAUAAUAGCCAUAACAAUAACCCACAUGUGCAUAGCAAAAACCCAUAUCACGUUGAUAUUACAAACAGCAAAAGGCCACAUCAUUCCGCACACGACCACGAUCCACCCACGUACACAUCUCCACCAACCAUCCCAUACCGAUACAGAACUGAUACCGAACCCAGAACUAUCGGGGGAAGUGAGAUCGCAGAUCUCUCGUCCGCAUCUCCCGCCCUGGUAGAGCAUACACAGAUACCUGAGCAGCAGCAGCAAAAACAACACGAACAGGUCCGGGCGACAGAUGCUGCAGCACUAGCAGACCAAGCCGCAAUAAUGGAUGGAUUGAGCAACUUGCCUCAGAUAAAUAAUUUUGACGUUGAAUUCGCCCAGAUGGGUGGGGGCCAUGUUGAGGACCUGUUUGGCGCGUAUGGGUACGACGAAGCGUGGCUCUAA
Molecule: messenger RNA, 1851 nt
Organism: Histoplasma capsulatum G186AR
Lineage: Eukaryota; Fungi; Ascomycota; Eurotiomycetes; Onygenales; Ajellomycetaceae
Exons: 2
Coding region: 1-1851 (616 amino acids)
Source: RefSeq, a predicted model, not a curated record